Messenger RNA from Oncorhynchus kisutch (coho salmon), 2986 nucleotides. RefSeq names its product microphthalmia-associated transcription factor. The record is from RefSeq and is a predicted model, not a curated record. Lineage: Eukaryota; Metazoa; Chordata; Actinopteri; Salmoniformes; Salmonidae. The coding region runs from base 549 to 1580 and encodes 343 amino acids. Gene Ontology annotation, molecular function: DNA-binding transcription factor activity, RNA polymerase II-specific; RNA polymerase II cis-regulatory region sequence-specific DNA binding; protein dimerization activity. The transcript has 10 exons. Gene Ontology annotation, cellular component: nucleus. Gene Ontology annotation, biological process: regulation of transcription by RNA polymerase II; melanocyte differentiation.
UGGAGCUCCAUCUCUGUCAAUCUCUCUGGUUUUGUUUUCGCUACUACAUGUCACUUUGUCCCCACCUCUCUGCUUUGCUCUGGCUGGGCCGUGGUCUGCAGAGAUCCCCUGGACCUACAUGUGUUCUCCAAGCCCCCCUGGAUUCUCAGUGUGCCCCCCCAUGGUGAUGUCACGCGUCCUCUCCGACAGUAGCUGAAGUGGGAACAGCUCCCAGGAGCAGGAUCAGCGGGAACAGGGGGAACAGGGAGUGAGGAGCACCAGGCACCCCUCACACCACUUUCUACACUUCAGCACCCCCCAGACCCCCACCAUCAAUGUCACGCCGUCCCCCAACCUGCCCGCUGUGACCCAUGUGUCCAUGGAAGUCCUCAAGCUAAGACUACCACAAUCCCAGGCAGGUGCAGAGCCACCUGGAGAACCCCACCAAGUAUCACAUCCAGCAGGCCCAAAGGCAGCAGGUGAGGCAGUACCUGUCCACCACCCUCGGGGGUAAGCCUGGCAGCCAGGCCAGCAGCCUGCAGUGCCACAGCCAACCCCCAGAGCACGGGAUGCCCCCCGGCCCAGGCAGCACUGCCCCCAACAGCCCCAUGGCCCUGCUGACCCUCACCUCAAACUGUGAGAAGGAGAUGGACGAUGUCAUCGAUGACAUUAUUAGCUUGGAAACAAGUUAUAAUGAUGAUAUUCUUGGCUUUAUGGACCCCGGACUCCAGAUUACAAAUACCCUCCCUGUAUCUGGUAACCUUCUGGACAUGUAUGGAAACCACGGACUUACCAGCAGUAACGCCUGCCCUGGUAGUUUAUCCAACAUAAAAAGGGAAUUCUCAGCUCCUGGCAUGAUGAACAUACUUGACAAGACUGCAUCCUGUGGCCAGUUUGACAACUACCAAAGGCCUGAGGGCUUUCCAGUUGAAGCUGAGGUCCGAGCGAUGGCCAAGGAGAGACAAAAAAAGGACAACCACAACUUAAUUGAACGAAGGAGGAGGUUCAACAUCAACGAUCGAAUCAAAGAGCUUGGAACCUUGAUUCCUAAGUCAAAUGAUCCGGACAUGCGCUGGAAUAAGGGCACCAUUCUGAAGGCCUCAGUGGACUACAUCAGGAAGCUGCAGAGGGAGCAGCAGAGAGCCAAGGAGCUGGAGCUUAGACAGAGGAGGCUGGAGCAUGCCAACCGCCAUCUGAUGCUCCGCAUACAGGAGUUGGAGAUGCAGGCGCGGGCUCAUGGUCUUGCGGUUGUGCCGUCCCCUUCCCUCUGCUCCUCUGAGCUGAUGGCCCGAGCCAUCAAGCAGGAGCCCAUCCUAGGAGACUGUCCGUCAGACCUGUACCAGAAGUCAGGCCCCGACAUGUCCCCUACCACCACACUAGACCUCAACAACGGCACCAUCCACUUCAAUGACAGCCCUUUGGAUGCAGGGGAACCAGGAGCCUAUGGCUCCAACAAGGCCUCCACUAAACUGAAGGACAUAAUAGACAACACCCUGUCACCCAUAUCAUCCCUUCUGUCCUCAGUGUCUCCAGAUGCCUCCAACAGCAGCAGCAGGCGUAGCAGCAGCUCAAGCAUGGAGGAGAAUAUUUUUGGUUGUUAGCACUGCCCACGAGCUCAAGUCACACUCACAUUUUAGCAUAUUGUUAUUACUGUGAUUGUUAUUACUAGGUUCUGCUAUUGAUCUAUUCCAUGAGACACUUCUCUGCUGGCAUCCUAAGAUGUCCUCCAGCUUUCCUUCCCUUGUCUACAGACAUUCUGUCUUUUGCUUUUGUUUGUUUUUCAAUGUCAUUGUGUCUCUGUCUGGAACCAAAUCUGACGGUUCAGAUUAGUCUACUCUGCUCCUUAGCUGGCUGUUGAGAUUUACUGUACAAUAAGAUGAACUUUUCAUGGGUGAAUUAUUUGAGAGAAAGUGCACAAUAACAUGACAAGAUUUUAUAUUUUUCUCAUGUCAUGACUAUUUGUUAAAUUAGAGUUUAAAACAUUUGUUUAUUACAGUAUAUGAUAUCAUACAGAAAUAUAUAUUUAGUUGAAUACUUUGUUCAUUAACUGAUAAUAACAUUGUACUAAGCAUUUAAGAUGAGCUAAUACUUCUUACCCUUAAGUUAAAUUCAGAAGCAAUGGUUUGAAAGCCACAAUUUUAUUUUUUGCAAAUAAGAAACAACUUGCAGGAACAAUGAAUGCCCUUUUAAUGACUUUUUUCCCCUACAUGGUGAUAGCUUAAGUGAAGAUAUUUGUACAAAACGACACUGUAAAUAUAAACAUUUUGUGAUUUAGGUCUUUAAUUAAGUAGGUCUUUAAGUGAAUUCGAUUGUUAUUUUGAUUCCCCUGGCUAUUACCAUAUAAUUUACAUCUGUGCUCUUAUCCCAUACAAAGUUGUAAUGCACAUAAAGAUAAUAUUUUGAAGAGUUCAAACAGAUAUUUAGCUCAGAAGGAGCACCUGCCAGCAUUGUUCUUGUAUGUCAGAGUACUGAAAUACUAUCGCUAAUAUUACUUUAUAAUUACUAAUAUUAUUUCCUUAUAUAACUUUCUAUAAGACCACUAUAUGGUUGACUGUAGGAGCUAGCCCAUUUAUAAAAUAAUGUAGUUGAUGUAACCAACACAUUCCCCUAGUUCAUGUCUUCUGAGCCACUUAUCUGACCUAACCUGAGUAUGAAUGUUAUUAUUUAUUGUGUUGUGCCACUCCGUCCUCGACUUGCGCUAAUCAUGUGGUUGCUGGACCCGUGUACGAGGGUCAGAGGUAUGAAGUGAUUUUUUUUGUACUGUAUCAUUGUGUUAUCUUAGGUGGCAGGUAAGCUGAAAACAUUAUACAAUUUAGUAUCAGUGGAGCUCUGGAACAAGUGCCUUUCAUUUCAGAAAAGUUAGGGGUAGUUAAAAAAAAAUGCAUUUACUGAGCCUCAAUAUACAUAUUUUGUGCAAUAUUAAAGUGCAUCGUGCUUUAAAAACGUGUUUAAUUAUGUAUGAAAGACAAAAGUGAUUAAGUUCUUAAAAAUGAUUUAAUGGUGAAGA